Messenger RNA from Acanthopagrus latus (yellowfin seabream), 1737 nucleotides. Its product is annotated as tissue factor-like. The transcript has 7 exons. Gene Ontology annotation, cellular component: membrane. Gene Ontology annotation, molecular function: protein binding. Lineage: Eukaryota; Metazoa; Chordata; Actinopteri; Spariformes; Sparidae. Gene Ontology annotation, biological process: blood coagulation. The record is from RefSeq and is a predicted model, not a curated record. Bases 116 to 979 code for a protein of 287 amino acids.
UCUGCUCUGCUGAGCACAAACAACAGUCUGAGCUGCUCGAGACUCGCAGGACUGCUUAUCCACAGCUACUUUUCCUGGAUUUAGUCAGUUCACACAAGAUUGAAUUACUGUUAACAUGGCAUCUCUGAAUCAUGUGCUUUGUCUGGGAGUCUGUAUUUCUGCUUGGCUCAUCAGUACUGCUGACAUGAACACUGUGCCCACAGCAGAGAAUAUUCGAUGGGUGUCUCUGGACUUUAAAACCAUCCUCAUGUGGACUGUCAAGGAACCUGAUCACAAAUUCACCGUUCUGUACUCUGUGGAUGAUGGAGACUGGCAGGAGAGUCAUGACUGCAUCCAAGUGUCAGAGUUAGAAUGCGAUCUGACCCAUGAUCUUCAACCCUUUGACAGGCUCUACAGUGCUGACAUUCAAACAGACACCACUGAUGAAGAUUAUACUGCUGACGAACCCCCUCAUGCUGUUUCCCCACACUUCAACCCCUAUAAAGAGAGUAACAUCAGUGCUGUAAAAUUCACUGUGAGGUCUGUAGACAAGACCCGGGUCAUUGUCAACAUCACAGAUCCUCUCACCAGUAUCCAUGUUGGUCAGAGGCAGCUCAGCAUCAGAGACAUCUUCGCUCAUGACCUCCAGUAUAAGGUCAUCUACCGCAAGUCUGAGAGCACAGGCAAGAAAGAAAUCACAUCUAACUCCAGUGUAGCAGAGGUUCCAAACCUGGAUGAAGGACAGAGAUACUGCUUCAUGGUGGCAGCUUUCAUCCCCUCAAGACCCCAAAACACCAAGUGGGGAGCCUGGAGCGAGGAGUCAUGCACACAUGGAGACCCGGGUAUUGGGACAGACUUGAGUCUUGGUGCGUGGGUUGGUGCGAUCUUCGUCUUUUUAACAGUCCUCAUCAUCAUCAUUACGGUGACGGUCCUCUGCUGCAGACGCCGCCGAGAAAGAAACACUGGCUUCCAAACAUAUCAAUCAUCGACACCUAUUUAGUGUGUGUGUGUGUGUGUGUGUGUGUUGUGUGUGUGUGUGUGUGUUGUGUCUUGUGUCUUGUGUGUCUUUCAAAGACAGGGAGCUGGCCUCCCUUCAGUUUUCUGUCUUUAAAGUGUGUUUGCGGUUGUUGUUUUUUAAAAUUUCAUAUCUUAACUGACAUUAAGGAUAAACUCUGCAGACUGCUGUCGACAGGUAAUACACAAUGCAUACCACCUAACAUUUAGUCCAUUUGAAUGUCUUAUGUCUUAUGUGGAUCCUCGCUUAUUAUCCCAUAGAAAAUCAAGCACAGUUUUGUUUUAGAAUAUCAGAUGUAAACCACUGUUGUUCUUUGAAUUGAAAGAACUUGGAAAAACACUAAUUAAGAGGAUUUGAAAUGUGUAUUGUAUACCCACUGAAUGAGUGCAGACUGUAUUCCCACACAUAUUAUUAUGCCCAAAACGUACCUUGUCUUGUUUUACCCAGGAUGUCAAUCUGGUUUUCUCCCAAACGUUUUUUCAUUAUUCAUCAUUUUAUAAACUCAUCUUGCUAUUCAAGUUCUGUCAGGACCAAAUGGAAAAAAUAACCUACGGGCUCAAUAAAUGAAGCUCUUUAGUGGCAUCCAGUGGCUGUUUGAUGGAACUUCAAUCCAACUCUAACUGUACUUUUAACUUGUAACUCUGAAGAUUCCAAUUCCUAAUUGUAUUAAUUUUGUGUGAGAAGAAUGCCUUUUGUUGAUCAAAAGGAAGGACAAGCAAUAAAAUAUUAUAAAUGGGAAGGUU